Messenger RNA from Porites evermanni, 309 nucleotides. Lineage: Eukaryota; Metazoa; Cnidaria; Anthozoa; Scleractinia; Poritidae. The record is from the annotation of a GenBank genome assembly.
AUGAGCAAGAGUGAAGAGAGGAAAGACCAGGCCACGGAAGAGGAAGAUGACGAUGAUGAUGAAGAAGCUGAGAUCAUGGAGAUCCGAGGUGUGGUGAUGACGCCCGGAAUUCACUGGAGCGUAGCCUGGGAACGACAUGUGGUGAAUGUCUAUACGGGGAUUGAAAUUUUUCAAAAUCUCAAGAUACCCCUGGGUCACAACAACCGCGAAAUAACACGGAUGUUAGAAGAGAGCAUUGAACAGAACAAACGGAUGACUAUCGAUUAUAGAAUUGCUGAUAAGGAAAUUCUUGAGGUCCGAUAUCGUUAG